CGCUGCGCGCCGCAUUUCGCCUUUGCUGGUGCUGCUGCUGUAGUUGCUGUUGUUGGUUUGCUGUUGCUUUUUCAAUUCGCCGCUCUGCUCACCUCGCCUCGUCGUCGUCGUCGUCUCUCGCUCGCUCUCUCUUUCUGCCCGCAAGUCUGUAGGCUGCUGUCGUCGUCGCCACCAAAUUGUCAUGGUGUUCGAAGAGGAAGAAGCACAGAGCACAUUGACUGGGUGAUAAAUUUCGAGUGGCUCUUUAGCUAGGAAAUCUUUGAAUAAACCGCAUCGAAACCAGCUCAACCGAAAGGUAAUUUUAUUAUCUACAAUUUGCUAUCAAAAGCACCUCGCUGCCUCAUCUGGAAGUGUGUGAAAAACGUGGCGGAAAAAUCCAUACAAGACGAAAUGGAAAAAAUGUGAUUGCUGCUCUUAAUUAUUAUUUUGGUGUUGAUGUGAAGAAUCCUUAGGUGCUAAUUUAGUUGAUAAGACCAAACGCGAGAGAGAUAUAAAGAUAACACACACAUACACACACACACAGAGUACAAUACAACUGUUAUCCGCCAAGUACAUUUCCAACUGGGUGGCAACCUUUUUCGUCGGAGCGGGCACCUAAAAGUAUGCAACACAAAAACGCCAGCGACGAUUGCCUUGCUGCCAGGCGCCACUAACGAGAGUAACGGAUAAAGAGGAAGAGCGAGAGAGUGAGAGAGAGAGAGAGCGCCGACCAAACGGUUAUUGUUUUUACUUCCCCCUGCGGAUAACUCUGCAGCGAAAUGUCCAAAUAUUUCGUGCCUGUUGCCCCAAACAGCAGCAGCAAUGGAAACAACAACACCACCACACAGCAAAGACAGCAACAACAUCAGCAGCACCAACAACAACAUCAUUAUGGUGGCACCGGUGGCACUUAUGUGGCACGAAGACUCAACUACGACAUGCUGGGGGGAGGCAACACCACCACAAACCACAACAACAACAAUAUUGUGAUCAAAAGCGAAAAGCUGGAUCUAGAUUACGAUCACGGUCUGAGCAGCAGCGACAGCAAUAGCAAUAGCAACAGCAACAGCGGUGUGGCCCCCCAUCUGAGAGAUCACGUGUACAUCAGUCAGGAUAAGAGCGGAGGAGGAGUGGGAGUCCAUACACCCGCAACAGUGGUUAAUGCACAACAGCAACAGCAACGUGUUGGCGUUAGUGUGACCAGCAAAUCGAAUGAUAUCACCAAGUACUACAAGGUCAAGCGCCGGCCGCAGCCCGUCACCGAUGAGAUCCAUCCCAAGAAGCAAGCGAAGCAGGGCCUUCUGCAUCAGACUGUUGGCUAUCAGAAGCAUGUUGUGGCCAGCAGUACGCCGCAGCCACAGCAGCAGCAGCAGCAGCAGCAGCCACAGCAACGCCGGCAACAACAGCAGCAGCACGAACUCGAGCUAGAUAUAGAGGAUGAUGUGUCGGAGAGGAGCAGCGGCAAGCCGUCGGCUACGCAACAUUCGUUUGUGCUGACAACGCCCCAACAGCAGCUGUCCGCUUCGGUGUCUAGCACCGGCGGUGGUGGCGGAGGCGGCGGUGGCUCAUCGGCCGGCGAUCGCAAUCGGGCCGAUACCUCGUUGGGUAUAUUGACCAAAAAGUUUGUCGAUCUGCUGCAGGAAUCGCCCGACGGCGUUGUCGAUCUGAACGAGGCCUCCACCCGGCUGUGCGUGCAGAAGCGUCGCAUCUACGACAUUACCAACGUGCUCGAGGGCAUCAAUAUAUUGGAGAAAAAGUCCAAAAACAACAUCCAAUGGCGGGGCGGACAGUCGAUGGUCAGCCAGGAGCGCUCCCGUCGCAUCGAGGCCGAGUCCGAGCGUCUGGAGUAUCGCGAGAACGAGCUCAACAUGCGACUCGAUCAGAUGCGGGACGAGCUGGCGAAGAUUUCCAAGGAAGUGGAGGAUGCCGGCGGCAAGGCCUAUGUGACGCAAAAUGAUCUGCUCAAUGUGGAUAUGUUCAAAGAUCAGAUUGUGAUUGUGAUCAAGGCGCCGCCAGAGGCAAAGCUUGUGCUGCCCAACACAAAGUUGCCGCGCGAGAUAUACGUGAAGGCCGAGAACGGGGAGAUCAAUGUAUUCCUCUGCCAUGACAACUCGCCGGAGAAUUCGCCCAUAUCCUCGGGCGCUGGUUACUUGGGCACACACCCGGGUGCCGGCUGUGUGCGGACAGCCACAUCGACACGACUGCACCAUCUGACCAGCCAGCGAAUGAACGAUCCGCUCUUCAAUAACAUCGAUGCGAUGAGCACAAGGGGAUUAGAUCCCACACCAUAUCGCUCGGCCCAGCGGAACCUCAGCAAAUCGAUUGAGGCCGCCGCGGCACAGCAAUCCUCCCAGCCUGAAUAUAAUAACAUUUGUGAUAUUGCGAUGGCCCAGCAGCAGCAGCAGCAGCAAAACGAUGAUGAUGAUGUGGAUGCCGAGCUGCAACAGCUGGUGCCUACGCUCACCCAUCCGGUGGUGCGCAGCCAACUGUAUGGCCAGCAGCAGCAGCAGCAUAACUCCAUCCAGCAGCUGUUUAGCAGCUUAACCGAAUCCUCUCCCACGCCCACACCCACGACAAGACGUCGGGCGGCAGCAGCAGCUGCAAUUGCCGCGGGGCAUCCCACAGCCACAGCAGCAGCAGCAACAACCACAGCAACCACUACGCUUAAUAGUCAUAACAGCAGAGCAGUCAGCCGCCUCCACAACCACAACCACAGCAGCAGCAGCAGCAGCAGCAGCAGCACCUCCAUCAUCAGCAACACACAGCAACGUCGCAGCGAUGUGCCCAUGUAUAAUUGUGCAAUGGAAGAUGCUGCCGAUGCCACAAGAGAAAAAGGAGCCACAACAAGAGGAAAUGCAGCGACAGCGUCAUCAUCGUCUGCCUCCUCGGCAAUGGGCUCGCUGCAUAUGCAGUUUGCGGCAGUCGCUGGUAACAACGAGGUCUGCGACAGUGGCAAUGGCAGCAGUUAUGGCAACCUGUCCGGCGCUGGCGCCAGUGCGGAUCACCAUCAUCAGCAAUACAGCCAAAAUCGCCAUAACCUGCCUCUGCCGCCCAGCAUGGGCAAUUGUGAUGCCAGCAGCAACAGCAACAGCAGCAAUGUAACGCUUCAGAGCCUCGAUGCUUUCUUCAAUGAAAUGGGCCCGGACUACUUCAGCAAUGAUAUGGCCUUUGUGUCCAUCAACCCGCCGGAUGAUAAUGACUAUCCGUAUGCGCUCAAUGCAAACGAGGGCAUCGAUCGUCUGUUUGACUUUGGUUCCGAACCCUAUGAACCCUAAGAGGAGACGCAUCCACGCAUCCACACAUACAAAUACAACCACAAACACACACACACACACAUAUAUAUAUAUAUCAUUGAAUGUAUAUACAAAAUUCUGGGAUUCUGGGAUUCUAAGAGAAAGGAGAAAUCAGCUAACUUAAUGAAACUAAGUUGUGUGUAAAGUUUUAAGCGUAAAGUUAUACAUUUAAAUUUAUAAUCCCAAAAGUAAUUUAAGCGAAACUAAAAACAAACUCUACUCUACGAAAGAAAACUCAGCCUCACACCAGAAAACAAAAAUAUAAGCAAACAUUUUAUAAAAACAAACAUUUCAAUUUUAGCCUUAAAAGAAAGCAAAACAAAAAAUAUACAAGGAGGAGAAUCAGGAAUAAGCGGUAUAAGAAUAGUCCACACACAAAUUAUAUAAGUUCGAAUACUUCCUACUCUCAUCCAGGAACCUAUUUUGGACUAGAACUGUCUGUAAAUUACUAAAAUAUACAAAACACACAACAA
This is a messenger RNA of Drosophila guanche, 3745 nucleotides long. RefSeq names its product transcription factor E2f1 (gene E2f1). Gene Ontology annotation, biological process: regulation of transcription by RNA polymerase II. The record is from RefSeq and is a predicted model, not a curated record. Lineage: Eukaryota; Metazoa; Arthropoda; Insecta; Diptera; Drosophilidae. Gene Ontology annotation, molecular function: DNA-binding transcription factor activity, RNA polymerase II-specific; protein dimerization activity; RNA polymerase II cis-regulatory region sequence-specific DNA binding. Gene Ontology annotation, cellular component: RNA polymerase II transcription regulator complex.